AAAAAAAAGUUGUUUAUUUCAUGGAAAUGUUCUAUCAAUUACAAUAAUACAGUUAUUCACUAAAGCCGGCAUUGUAACAAUACCGAUAAAGAUAUGAAAAUGUAUAUGUUGUUAUUUAUGUAGUACCAUUAUCUUAAACACCACACGAGAUUAUGACAUCAAAUUCAAUCGACUAAACUCUCUCAGUUGUUAAGUUAUGGCUGGCUGGCGCAAACUUGUCUUUUUCGCUACGAAUAUUCUUGGCUUAAGUUGUUUACAACUGCAAGAUUUGGGCGGACAAUGGUCACUUACAGAAGCAACAGGAAAAUACAAUAACCUAAAUGCGACUGUACCAGGUGGCAUUUACACAGAUUUAAUGCAAAACAAAAUUAUUGGUGACAUAUUUUACGGAAACAAUGAUACUGAAACUCGGUGGGUGGCUGAGACCAAUUGGACUUAUAAAUACCAAUUUGCAGUCGACGACAGUAUUUUAAACCAUAGCACUGUUAAUAUAGUGUUUGAGGGACUUGAUACUUUUGCCACAAUUUUAGUCAACGAUGUUGAAAUUGGCACAAGCCAGAACAUGUUUGUGCGGUACAUUUUCGACGUUAAGGAUGUUCUAAAGCUCGGAAAUAACAAUAUUGAGGUGCGAUUCGCCUCUCCUAUAAUAACGGCCAAGGAAUUGUCUUCAAAACAAGGCUACGACGUGCCGCCAGUCUGUCCACAAGACGUACAAAAUGGGGAAUGCCAUGUAAAUCAGAUUAGAAAAAUGCAGGCAUCUUUCUCAUGGGACUGGGGCCCAGCGUUCCCUUCUAUGGGUAUUUGGAAGGAAGUAUACUUGGAGGCAUUCGACUCGUCUGUGAUUCGCUACCUCCUGGUGGAUUACGACGAAACCUCGGACGAUUCCUGGAUGAUAACAAUAUCUGCAUAUUUAAGCGCCACGAAAGGAAAAACCCUAGAAGGGAAACUCCGCUACACUUUGGAAACUGACGUAUCUUCAAUCGAACAAAUAGUGGAAGUUAAUGAACCCAGUAACGACAACGACGAAAUCAAAAUUGACUAUUCCUUCACAGUUCCAAAGAUUACAGUCAGAAAUUGGUGGCCCAAUGGCUACGGCGAAGCCAAACUCUACGCUUUAAGCGCACAGUUCCAAAGCGGCUCAGAAGUAAGCUCAAAAAACAUAAAAAUAGGUUUCCGAAAAAUAGAAAUAGUUCAGGAACCCAUUGCGUCUGGACUCAGCUUCUACUUUAAAGUAAACGACGUUCCGAUAUUUGCAAAGGGGGCGAAUGAAAUCCCUAUUGAUAUUCUUCCCGAAAAGGGACAAAAUCCUGAAACCAUAGCGAAAAUUUUAGAAAGUGCGCAUGCCGCCAAUAUGAAUAUGUUGCGCGUUUGGGGAGGCGGAGUCUACGAGUCUGACUAUUUUUAUCAAAAGACGGAUGAACUAGGGAUUUUGGUAUGGCAAGACUUUAUGUUCGCCUGUGCCAUGUAUCCCACUUAUCCCGAAUUUUUAAACAACGUUAGAGUCGAAAUUCGGCACCAAAUUAAACGUCUUCACAGCCACCCAAGCAUUGCGCUUUGGGCUGGUAACAACGAAAACGAAAUAGCCUUAAUGACUGACUGGUACAACACUAAAAAAAAUCUCACUCUUUUCAAAAACGACUACUUGAAACUGUACAUAGGUACAGUUCGCUCAGAACUACUCAAUAUUACAAACAAUGUCUUGUUUCUUUCAUCAAGUCCGUCCAAUGGUGAAGAAUCCGAAGAAGAACACUAUCUUGCGAAAAAUCCCGGAGACCCGUUAUUCGGAGAUGUUCAUUUCUACAACUACUUGGUCAACAGUUUAGUCUCAACGACUUAUCCAAUUCCAAGGUUUGCGUCUGAAUACGGUUAUCAAUCUCUUCCUGACGCUGACACUUGGUUGACUGUCACCGACGAUGUAGAUAAUUUAGAUCCGGGGAGUGUUUUCAUGUACCAUAGGCAACACCACGUGUUAGGAUUCGCUGAAAACAGUCUCUUAAUCGGUUACCAAUUAAACCUCAACAAGUCGAUACCAGACUAUUACAAGACUUAUAUCUUUUACUCACAAAUUGUGCAAGCUUUGUCAAUAAAAUUUGAAACUGAGUAUUAUCGCAGUUUCAUGGGUCGGGUUGAUUCUGAAGGAAGAGGUAACACAAUGGGUGCUCUUUUCUGGCAGUUAAACGACGUCUGGGUGGCACCUACGUGGUCUGGAAUAGACUACACAGGCAAGUGGAAAAUGUUACAGUAUUAUGCUAUAGAAUUCUUCGCACCGACGAUUAUAACAGGGUAUUUAGACGUUUCAAGACAAUUUGCAAUUUACGCCAUGUCGGAAAUCGUUUCUUUAGUAGGUGUAUCUCUAGACGUGUCUGCAGUCGUAGAAGUUUACAGCUGGAGUUCGUUCGAACGAGUCGGUUUCUCCGAAUACAACGUCACUUUGGAAUAUGGAAAAUCCGUCGAAGUCAACGUGAUUGACACCGACAGCUACCUUCAAAGUCUCGGCUGUGGUUCUUUGUCCGAAGCACGAACCAACUGCUUCUUCUACCUCACUCUUCUCUCCGGCAACGCCGUCAUAGCACCACAUAAUCUAAUCAUGGCAACCUCCCUCAAACAAUCAAAUUUGACGAAAACCACCGUUGAAAUUGUCUCAAUUCGACAAGUAGACACUCAAGCCAAAAAAUUCGAGAUUUCGAUCCAAGCCGAUGGUGUUAGUCUUUUCGUUUGGUUGGACUCCCACCAAAUCCGGGGCAGGUUUAGCGAAAACGGAUUCGCCCAGAUUGGUCCCACCAAAAAUGUUAGUUUUCAAGCAGAAGAAGCGACUUCUGUUGCUGAGCUAGAGACAGUACUUACAAUUGUUCACUUAAACAACGCUGAGUAUCAGUAAAUAAAUCUUUGAUAACGA
Messenger RNA from Zophobas morio, 2896 nucleotides. RefSeq names its product beta-mannosidase-like. The record is from RefSeq and is a predicted model, not a curated record. The transcript has 11 exons. Gene Ontology annotation, molecular function: beta-mannosidase activity. Gene Ontology annotation, biological process: glycoprotein catabolic process; carbohydrate metabolic process. The coding region runs from base 197 to 2878 and encodes 893 amino acids. Lineage: Eukaryota; Metazoa; Arthropoda; Insecta; Coleoptera; Tenebrionidae.